Messenger RNA from Astyanax mexicanus (Mexican tetra), 12999 nucleotides. RefSeq lists its product as uncharacterized. Gene Ontology annotation, cellular component: membrane. The transcript is spliced from 48 exons. Bases 184 to 12726 code for a protein of 4180 amino acids. NCBI's taxonomy places the organism in Eukaryota, Metazoa, Chordata, Actinopteri, Characiformes, Acestrorhamphidae. The record is from RefSeq and is a predicted model, not a curated record.
GACACAAGACCAAGAUCGAAAUGCAGAACAAUUCGAAGAUCUACUGUUCAGUUCAAAAGCCAGAGCUGGAUUCAGACUAUCAUCUGCUGACAAAAAAGCAAAAAAAAAAAAGAAGCAGUCAGUCUCAUCCCUGAGUCUCAAGCCAGACUGUCCAAAGGUUUGAAGAAGGAUCUAAGGACCAGGAUGCAGAAACUUCAACUCAUUUUAAUCAUAGUAGUCAGUGCUCUUAAUGCUUCAACAUUGGCUGCUGAAUUAAAUGUGAGACUCGUCAGUGGAACUGGAAGCUGCUCUGGUAGAGUGGAGGUUUAUUAUAAAGGUCAGUGGGGAACAGUGUGUAGUGAUUACUGGGACAACAAUGAUGCAGAAGUGGUGUGCAGACAGAUGGGAUGUGGUAGAGCCAUUAGUGUCCAUAAAUAUGCACAUUUUGGUAAAGGAACUGGUCCAAUACUUCUGGAUAAUGUUUUAUGUUCUGGAAGUGAAAGCUCCAUCACAGAGUGUCGUCAUAAUGGAUUUGGAAGACACGACUGUAGUCACGGUGAGGAUGCCGGUGUUACUUGUUCAGACAUUAGGCUGGUGAAUGGAACAGGUGACUGUGAUGGCAGAGUGGAGAUCUAUCAUGAUGGUCAGUGGGGAACAGUGUGUGGUGAUAACUGGGACAUGAAGGAUGCAGAGGUAGUGUGCAGACAGAUGGGAUGUGGCAGAGCUCUCAACGCCACUCGUAGUGCGCAUGUUGUUGACGGAAGUGGGCCAACAUUUUUUGAUGAUGUUGAUUGCACUGGACACGAAAGCAACCUCACAAGUUGCUCUCAAAGAGGUCGUGGAAUUAACAACUGUAGUCACAGUGAAGAUGCUGGUGUUAUCUGCUCAGAUGUCCUGCAGAGCCCCAUCCUCACCCUGAUUUCAUCAAACUCUGCUGUGGUGCCUGGGGAAACUGUUAUUUUCAGAUGUAAUUCAACCAACCCAACAUCCAUCUCUGUAGACUUCAGUUUAUUUAAAGAUGGAGUAUUGGUAAAAGCUCAAAAAGAUCAAUCUAAAACAUUGUUUUUUCUGACUGCGGAUGCGCCAGUUCAAGGCCAGUACACCUGUGGCUAUUCAUACCAGAAAGGCACAUCCAUCAUGUCAUCAUCCAAGAGCAACCUUAUCAGCAUCACUGUGGGCAUGAAUGUGAGACUUGUCGGUGGCACUGGAACUUGUUCUGGUAGAGUGGAGGUUUAUUAUAGAGGCCGGUGGGGAACAGUGUGUGAUGAUGACUGGGACAUAAACGAUGCAGACGUGGUGUGCAGACAGGUGGGAUGUGCCAGAGCUGUUAGCAUCCACAGCAGUGCUCAUUUUGGUCAGGGGACUGGCCCCAUACUUCUGGAUAAUGUUCAUUGUGUUGGAAGUGAAAGAUCUAUCACAGAGUGCCGUCAUAAUGGAUUUGGCAGAACUAACUGUCAUCACGGUGAAGAUGCUGGCGUUACUUGCUCAUACAUCAGGCUGGUAAAUGGAACGGGUGACUGUAAUGGCAGAGUGGAGAUCUAUCAUGAUGGUCAGUGGGGAACAGUGUGUGGUGAUAACUGGGACAUGAAGGAUGCAGAGGUAGUGUGCAGACAGGUGGGAUGUGGCAGAGCUCUCAGCAUCACUCAUAGUGCUCACUUUGGUGAGGGAAAUGGACCAGUAUUACUGGAUGAUGUUGGCUGUUCUGGAGACAAAAGCAACUCCACAAGUUGCUCUCAUGGAAGUCUUCGAACUACCAACUGUAGUCACAGAGAAGAUGCUAGAAUUGUCUGCUCAGAUGUCCUGGAGAGCCCCAUACUCACCCUGAUCUCAUUCCGUACCACUGUGUUGCCUGGGGGAAUUGUUGUUUUCAGAUGCACUGCACCCAACUCAACAUCCAUCUCUGUAGACUUCCGUUUAUUUAAAGAUGGAGUCUCGAUACGAACCCAAGAAGCUAAAUCUGCAACAACAUUUGUUCUGGCUGUGGAAACCUCAUAUCAGGGUCAGUACAGCUGUGGCUAUUCAUUCCAGGGAGGCACCUCCAUCAGGUCAUCAUCCAAGAGCAACUUCAUCAGCUUGACUGUGGACAUAAAUGUAAGACUUGUCGGUGGCACUGGAAGCUGCUCUGGUACAGUGGAGGUUUAUUAUAGAGGUCAGUGGGGAACAGUGUGUGAUGAUGACGACUGGGACAUAAAUGAUGGAGAUGUGUUGUGCAGACAGAUGGGAUGUGGCAGAGCUCUCAGUGUCCACGGCAGUGCUCAUUUUGGUCAAGGGUUUGGCCCAACACUUCUGGACAAUGUUCACUGUUCUGGAAGUGAAAGAUCCAUUACAGAGUGCCGUCAGAAUAGACGUGGCAGAAAUUAUUGUAAUCAUGGUGGAGAUGCUGGUGUUACUUGCUCAGACAAUAUCAGGCUGGGAAAUGGAACAGGUGCCUGUAAUGGUAGAGUGGAGAUCUAUCACCAUGGUCAGUGGGGAACAGUGUGUGGUAAUAACUGGGACAUGAAGGAUGCAGAGGUAGUGUGCAGACAGGUGGGAUGUGGCAGAGCUCUCAGCAUCACUCAUAGUGCUCACUUUGGUGAGGGAAAUGGACCAGUAUUACUGGAUGAUGUUGGCUGUUCUGGACAAGAAAACAACCUCACAAGUUGCUCUCAUGGAGGUUUUGGAAUUACCAACUGUAGUCACAGUGAAGAUGCUGGUGUUAUCUGCUCAGAUGAUGUCCUGCAGAGCCCCGUACUCACCCUGAUCUCAUCAGACUCUACUGUGGUGUCUGGGGAACCUGUUAGUUUCAGAUGCGCAAUACGUAACCCAACAUCCAUGUCUGUAGAUAUGCAUUUAUUUAAAGAUGGAAUAUCGAUAAAAAGCCAAGAAGCUAAAUCUACAACAACAUUUACUCUGACUGUGGAUACCUUAGACCAGGGUCAGUACCGCUGUGGCUAUUCAUAUCAGAAAAACAACUCCAUCAUGUCAUCAUCCAGGAGCAACUCCAUAGGCAUCACUGUGGCUGGUUUAAACGUGAGACUCGUCAAUGGAACUGGAAGCUGCUCUGGUAGAGUGGAGAUUUAUUAUAAAGGCCAGUGGGGAACAGUGUGUGACGAUGACUGGGGCAUAAACGAUGCAGACGUGGUGUGCAGACAGAUGGGAUGUGGCACAGCACUCCUUGCCCACAGCAGUGCUCAUUUUGGUCAAGGAACUGGCCCGAUAGUUCUGGAUAAUGUUUUAUGUUCUGGAAGUGAAAGCUCAAUCAGAGAGUGCCAUCACAAUGGAUUUGGCAGGAAUGAUUGUGGUCAUGGUGAAGAUGCUGGUGUCACCUGCUCAGACAUCAUCAGGUUGAUAAAUGGAACAGGUGCCUGUAAUGGCAGAGUGGAGAUCUAUCACCAUGGUCAGUGGGGAACAGUGUGUGGUGAUAACUGGGACAUGAAGGAUGCAGAGGUAGUGUGCAGACAGGUGGGAUGUGGCAGAGCACUCAACACCACUCAUAGUGCUCACUUUGGUGAGGGAAAUGGACCAGUAUUACUGGAUGAUGUUGGUUGUUCUGGACAAGAAAACAACCUCUUAAGUUGCUCUCAUGGAGGUCUUGGAAUAACCAACUGUAGUCACAGUGAAGAUGCUGGUGUUAUCUGCUCAGAUGUCCUGCAGAGCCCAAUACUCACCCUGAUCUCACCAAACUCCACUGUGUUGUUUGGUGAAACUGUUCAGUUCAGAUGUGCUGCACCCAACCCAACAUCCAUCUCUGUGGACUUCCGUUUACUUAAAAAUGGAGUCUCUAUAAAAUCUCAAAAAGCUCAAUCUGCAACAACAUUUACUGUGACUGUGAAUACCUUGCAUCAGGGCCAGUACAGCUGUAACUAUUCAAACUUCCUAAUUUCAUCAUCCAGGAGCAACUCUAUCAACAUCACUGUGGUAAUUGGUGCUCUUCAACAUGCUUCAACAUUGGCUGACAGUUUAAAUGUGAGACUAAUCGAUGGCACUGGAAGCUGCUCUGGUAGAGUGGAGGUUUAUUAUAAAGGUCAGUGGGGAACAGUGUGUGAUGAUGACUGGGACAUUAAUGAUGCAGAAGUGGUGUGCAGACAGAUGGGAUGUGGCGGAGCUCUCAGUGUCCACAGCAGUGCUCAUUUUGGUCAGGGAACUGGCCCCAUACUUCUGGAUAAUGUUGGUUGUUCUGGAAAUGAAAGCUCCAUUGGGGAGUGCCGUCAUAGUGGAUUUGGCAAACACGUCUGUAAUCAUGGUGAAGAUGCUGGUGUCACUUGUUCAGAAAUCAGGCUGGUGAAUGGAACAGGUGACUGUGAUGGCAGAGUGGAGAUCUAUCAUGAUGGUCAGUGGGGAACAGUGUGUGGUGAUAACUGGGACAUGAAGGAGGCAGAGGUAGUGUGCAGACAGGUGGGAUGUGGCAGAGCUCUCAGCAUCACUCAUAGUGCUCACUUUGGUGAGGGAAAUGGACCAGUAUUACUGGAUGAUGUUGGCUGCUCUGGACAAGAAAACAACCUCAUAAGUUGCUCUCAUGGAGGUCUAGGAAUUACCAACUGUAGUCACAGUGAAGAUGCUGGUGUUAUCUGCUCAGAUGUCCUGCAGAGCCCCAUACUCACCCUGAUCUCAUCAAACUCCACUGUGUUGUCUGGAGAAACUGUUCAGUUCAGAUGUACUUCAGCCAACCCAAUGUAUCGCUCUGUAGACUUCAGUUUAUUUAAAGAUGGAGAAUUGAUAAUCACCCAACAAGCUGAAUCUUCAACAACAUUUACUGUCAUUGUGGAUACAUCACAUCAGGGUCAGUACAGCUGUGACUAUAAAUACAGGAAAAGAACCUUCUUCAGGUCGUCAUUCAGGAGCAACUCCAUCAGCAUCACUGUGGAUGAUGUCCUGCAGAGCCCCAUACUAAUCCUGACCUCAUCAAACACUACUGUGGUACCUGGGGAAACUGUUGAGUUCAGAUGUUUAUUACGCAACCCAACAAAUCACUAUGUGGACUUCCAUUUAUUCAAAGAUGAAGAAUCGAUAAAAGCUCAAACAUCAUCUAAAUUUUACUCUACAUUUAUUCUGACUGUGGAUACCUCACAUCAGGGUCAGUACAGCUGUGACUAUUCCCACCGCAAAGCUGGAUCCACCAUGUCAUCAUCUAAGAGCAACUUCAUCAUCAUCACUGUGGACAGUUUAAUUAUAAGACUCUCUGGAACUGCAGACAGUGGAACCUGCUCUGGCAGAGUGGAGAUCUAUCAUGAUGGUCAGUGGGGAACAGUGUGUGGUGAUAACUGGGACAUGAAGGAUGCAGAGGUAGUGUGCAGACAGGUGAGAUGUGGCAGGGCUCUCAACACCACUCUCAGCACCCACAUUGGUGAGGGAAAUGGACCAGUAUUACUGGAUGAUGUUGGUUGUUCUGGACAAGAAAACAACCUCAUAAGUUGCUCUCAUAGAGGUCUUGGAAUUACCAACUGUAAUCAUAAGGAAGAUGCUGGUGUUAUCUGCUCAGAUGUCCUGCAGAGCCCCAUACUCACCCUGAUCUCACCAAACUCCACUGUGUUGCCUGGAGAAACUGUUCAGUUCAGAUGUACUUCAACCAACCCAACAUCCAUCUCUGUAGACUUCCGUUUACUUAAAGAUGGAGAAUUGAUUAUCACCCAACAAGCUGAAUCUACAACAACAUUUACUCUCAAUGUGGAAACCUCACAUCAGGGCCAGUACAGCUGUGACUAUAAAUACAGGGAAAGAAACUUCUUCAGGUCAUCAUUCAGGAGCAACUCCAUCAGCAUCACUGUGGUUGGUUUAAAUGUGAGACUCAUCAGUGGAACUGGAAGCUGCUCUGGUAGAGUGGAGGUUUAUUAUAAUGGUCAGUGGGGAACAGUGUGUGAUGAUGACUGGGACAUAAACGAUGCAGAUGUGGUGUGCAGACAGUUGGGAUGUGGCAGAGCUCUCAGUGUCCACAGCAGUGCUUAUUUUGGUCAGGGAACUGGCCCCAUACUUCUGGACAACUUUGGUUGUUCUGGAAAUGAAAGCUCCAUCACAGAGUGCCGUCAUAAUGGAUUUGGGGAACACAACUGUAAUCAUGGUGAAGAUGCUGGUGUUACUUGUUCAGACAAUAUCAGGCUGAUAAAUGGAUCAGGUGACUGUGAUGGCAGAGUGGAGAUCUAUCAUGAUGGUCAGUGGGGAACAGUGUGUGGUGAUAACUGGGACAUGAAGGAGGCAGAGGUAGUGUGCAGACAGGUGGGAUGUGGCAGGGCUCUAAACUCCACUCAUAGUGCUCGCUUUGGUGAGGGAAACGGACCAGUAUUACUGGAUGAUGUUGGCUGUUCUGGACGUGAAAGUAACCUAAGAAGUUGCUCUCAUGGAGGUUUUGGAAAAAACAACUGUAGUCACAGUGAAGAUGCUGGUGUUAUCUGCUCAGAUGAUGUCCUGCAGAGCCCCAUACUCAUCCUGAUUUCAUCAGACUCCACUGUGUUGCCUGGAGAAACUGUUCAGUUCAGAUGUGCAAUACGUAACCCAUCCAUCGAUGCAGACUUUCAUUUAUUUAAAGAUGGAGUAUCGAUAAAAACCCAAACAGCUAAAUCUUACAGUACAUUCACUCUGACUGUGGAUACCUCAGAUCAGGGUCAGUACAGCUGUGACUAUUCAUAUCGGAAAAACAACUCCAUCAUCUCAUCAUCCAGGAGCAAAUCCAUCAGCAUCACUGUCGCUGUUUUCGAUGUGCGACUCGUCGGUGGAACUGGAAGCUGCUCUGGUAGAGUGGAGGUUUAUUAUAAAGGACAGUGGGGAACAGUGUGUGAUGAUGGCUGGGGCUUAAAAGAAGCAUACGUGGUGUGCAGACAAAUGGGAUGUGGCGGAGCUGUCGGCGCCCACGGAAGUGCUUAUUUUGGUCGAGGAACUGGCCCCAUACUUCUGGAUAAUGUUAACUGUUUAAGAUCUGACAGCUCCAUCACAGAGUGCCAGCAUAAUGGAUUUGGAAGACAAAACUGUAAUCACGGUCAAGAUGCUGGUGUUACUUGUUCAGACAACGUCAGGCUGGUGAAUGGAAUGGGUUUCUGUAACGGCAGAGUGGAGAUCUAUCAUGAUGGUCAGUGGGGAACAGUGUGUGGUGAUAACUGGGACAUGAAGGAUGCAGAGGUAGUGUGCAGACAGGUGGGAUGUGGCAGAGCUCUCAGCAUCACUCAUAGUGCUCACUUUGGUGAGGGAAAUGGACCAGUAUUACUGGAUGAUGUUGGCUGUUCUGGACAAGAAAACAACCUCUUAAGUUGCUCUCAUGGAGGUCUAGGAAUAGCCAACUGUAGUCACAGUGAAGAUGCUAGUGUUGUCUGCUCAGAUGAUGUCCUGCAGAGCCCCAUACUCAUCCUGACCUCAUCAAACACUACUGUGGUACUUGGGGAAACUGUUGAGUUCAGAUGUUUAUUACGCAACCCAACAAAUCGUGAAGUUUAUUUUAAUUUAAUCAAAGAUGGAGUAUCGAUUGAAACUCAAAAGUUUAUAUUUUACUAUACAUUUACUCUGACUGUGCAAACCUCAUGUCAGGGCCAGUACAGCUGUGACUAUUCAUACUGGAAAGACAGUUCCAUCAUGUCUUCAUCAAGGAGUAACUCCAUCAGCAUCACUGUGGCUGAAUUAGCUGUGCGACUCUUCGGUGGCCCUGGAAGCUGUUCUGGUAGAGUGGAGGUUUAUUAUAGAGGUCAGUGGGGAACUGUGAGUGGUAAUGGCUGGGACAUGAAUGAUGCAGAAGUGGUGUGCAGACAGAUGGGAUGUGGCCAGGCUCUCGAAAUCCACAGCAGUGGUUAUUUUGAUCGAAAAACUUACCCAAUAAUUCGACAUGCUGUUCAUUGUUCUGGAAAGGAAAGCUCCAUCUCAGAGUGCCGCCAUAAUAGAUUUACAAGUUACUAUGAUCGUAAAGAUGCUGGUGUAACUUGUUCAGACAGUAUCAGGCUGGUAAAUGGAACAGGUAACUGUGAUGGCAGAGUGGAGAUCUAUCAUGAUGGUCAGUGGGGAACAGUGUGUGGUGAUAACUGGGACAUGAAGGAUGCAGAGGUAGUGUGCAGACAGGUGGGAUGUGGCAGAGCUCUCAAUUCCACUCAUAGUGCUCACUUUGGUGAGGGAAAUGGACCAGUAUUACUGGAUGAUGUUGGCUGUUCUGGACAAGAAAACAACCUCUUAAGUUGCUCUCAUGGAGGUCUUGGAAUUACCAACUGUAGUCACAGUGAAGAUGCUGGUGUUAUCUGCUCAGCUGGUUUAAAUGUGAGACUCGUCGGUGGAACUGGAAGCUGCUCUGGUAGAGUGGAGAUUUAUUAUAAAGGCGAGUGGGGAACAGUGUGUGGUAAUUACUGGGAUAUGAGCGAUGCAGAAGUGGUGUGCAGACAGAUUGGAUGUGGCAGAGCUGUCAGUGCCCAGAGAUAUGCUUAUUUUGGUCGGGGAACUGGACCCAUAAUCCUGAAUAAUGUUCACUGUUCUGGAAGUGAAAGCUCCCUCACAGAGUGCCGUCAUAAUGGAUUUGGAAGACACAACUGUAAUCACAAUGAAGAUGCCGGUGUCACUUGCUCAGACAAUACCAGGUUAAUAAAUGGAACAGGUGACUGUAAUGGCAGAGUGGAGAUCUAUCAUGAUGGUCAGUGGGGAACAGUGUGUGGUGAUAACUGGGACAUGAAGGAUGCAGAGGUAGUGUGCAGACAGAUGGGAUGUGGCAGAGCUCUCAGCAUCACUCAUAGUGCUCACUUUGGUGAGGGAAAUGGACCAGUAUUACUGGAUGAUGUUGGCUGUUCUGGACAAGAAAACAACCUCUUAAGUUGCUCUCGUAGAGGUCCUGGAAUUACCAACUGUAGUCACAGUGAAGAUGCUGGUGUUAUCUGCUCAGAUGUCCUGCAGAGCCCCAUACUCACCCUGAUCUCACAUAACUUCACUGUGGUGCCUGGUGAAACUAUUCAGUUCAGAUGUGCUGCACCCAACUCAACAUCCAUCUCUGUAGACUUCCGUUUACUUAAAGAUGGAGUAUCGAUAAAAUCUCAAAAAGAUCAAUCUACAACAACAUUUACUGUUAUUGUGGACACAUCAUAUCAGGGCCAGUACAGCUGUGAAUAUAGAUACCAGAGAGGAAGAUCCACCAUGUCGUCAUUCAGGAGCAACUCCAUCAGCAUCACUGUGGCUUUGAAUGUGAGACUCAUCGGUGAAUCUGGAAGCUGCUCUGGUAGAGUGGAGAUUUAUUAUAAAGGCGAGUGGGGAACAGUGUGUGGUAAUAACUGGGAUAUGAGCAAUGCAGACGUGGUGUGCAGACAGAUUGGAUGUGGUAGAGCUCUCCGUGCCUACAGAUAUGCUCAUUUUGGUCAGGGAACUGGACCCAUAGUUCUGGAUCAUGUUGACUGUUCUGGAAGUGAAAGAUCCCUCACAGAGUGCCGUCAUAAUGGAUUUGGAAGAAACAACUGUAAUCACAAUGAAGAUGCUGGUGUCACUUGCUCAGACAGUAUCAGGCUGGUAAAUGGAACAGGUAACUGUGAUGGCAGAGUGGAGAUCUAUCAUGAUGGUCAGUGGGGAACAGUGUGUGGUGAUAACUGGGACAUGAAGGAUGCAGAGGUAGUGUGCAGACAGGUGGGAUGUGGCAGAGCUCUCAACUCCACUCAUAGUGCUCACUUUGGUGAGGGAAAUGGACCAGUAUUACUGGAUGAUGUUGGCUGUUCUGGACAAGAAAACAACCUCUUAAGUUGCUCUCAUGGAGGUCUUGGAAUUACCAACUGUAGUCACAGUGAAGAUGCUGGUGUUAUCUGCUCAGCUGAUUUGAAUGUGAGACUCAUCGGUGAAUCUGGAAGCUGCUCUGGUAGAGUGGAGAUUUAUUAUAAAGGCGAGUGGGGAACAGUGUGUGGUAAUAACUGGGAUAUGAGCGAUGCAGAUGUGGUGUGCAGACAGAUUGGAUGUGGUAGAGCUCUCCGUGCCUACAGAUAUGCUUAUUUUGGUCGGGGAACUGGACCCAUAGUUCUGGAUGAUGUUCACUGUUAUGGAAGUGAAAGAUCCCUCACAAAGUGCCAUCAUAAUAGAUUCGGAAGAAACAGCUGUAAUCACGGAGAAGAUGCCAGUGUUACCUGCUCAGACAGUAUCAGGCUGGUAAAUGGAACAGGUAACUGUGAUGGCAGAGUGGAGAUCUAUCAUGAUGGUCAGUGGGGAACAGUGUGUGGUGAUAACUGGGACAUGAAGGAUGCAGAGGUAGUGUGCAGACAGGUGGGAUGUGGCAGAGCUCUCAACUCCACUCAUAGUGCUCACUUUGGUGAGGGAAAUGGACCAGUAUUACUGGAUGAUGUUGGCUGUUCUGGACAAGAAAACAACCUCAUAAGUUGCUCUCAUGGAGGUCUUGGAAUGACCAACUGUAGUCACAGUGAAGAUGCUGGUGUUAUCUGCUCAGAUGUCCUGCAGAGCCCCACAUUCACCCUGAUCUCACAUAACUUCACCAUGGCGCCUGGUGAAACUGUUCAGUUCAGAUGUGCUGCACCCAACCCAACAUCCAUCUCUGUAGACUUCCGUUUACUUAAAGAUGGAGAAUUGAUAAAAUCUCAAAAAGAUCAAUCUACAACAACAUUUACUGUGAUUGUGGACACAUCAUAUCAGGGCCAGUACAGCUGUGAAUAUAGAUACCAGAGAGGAAGAUCCACCAUGUCGUCAUUCAGGAGCAACUCCAUCAGCAUCACUGUGGUUGGUUUAAAUGUGAGGCUCAUCAAUGGAACUGGAAGCUGCUCUGGUAGAGUGGAGGUUUAUUAUAAAGGACAGUGGGGAACAGUGUGUGAUGAUUACUGGGACAUAAAAGAUGCAGACGUGGUGUGCAAACAGAUUGGAUGUGGCAGAGCUGUAUAUGUCCACAGAAAUGCUUUUUCUAAUUUUGGUCGGGGAACUGGCCCCAUACUUCUGCAUGAUGUUCACUGUUUUGGAGGUGAAAAGUCCAUCACAGAGUGCCGUCAUAAUGGAUUUGGAAGACACGACUGUAAUCACAAUGAAGAUGCCGGUGUCACUUGCUCAGACAAUAUCAGGUUGAUAAAUGGAACAGGUAACUGUGAUGGCAGAGUGGAGAUCUAUCAUGAUGGUCAGUGGGGAACAGUGUGUGGUGAUAACUGGGACAUGAAGGAUGCAGAGGUAGUGUGCAGACAGAUGGGAUGUGGCAGAGCUCUCAGCAUCACUCAUAGUGCUCGCUUUGGUGAGGGAAAUGGACCAGUAUUACUGGAUGAUGUUGGCUGUUCUGGACAAGAAAACAACCUCUUAAGUUGCUCUCAUAGAGGUCUUGGAACAACCAACUGUAGUCACAGUGAAGAUGCUAGUGUAGUCUGCUCAGAUGAUGUCCUGCAGAGCCCCGUACUUGUCCUGAUCUCAUCAGACUCCACUGUGUUGCCUGGAAAAACUGUUAGUUUCAGAUGUGCAAUACGUAACCCAUCCAUCGAUGCAGACUUUCAUUUAUUUAAAGAUGGAGUAUCGAUAAAAACCCAAACAGCUAAAUCUUACAGUACAUUUACUCUGACUGUGGAUACCUCAGAUCAGGGUCAGUACAGCUGUGACUAUUCAUAUUGGAAAAACAACUCCAUCAUCUCAUCAUUUAGGAGCAACUCCAUCAGCGUCACUGUGGCUGUUUUUAAGGUGAAACUCGUUGGUGGCACUGGAAACUGCUCUGGUAGAGUGGAGGUUUAUUAUGAAGGCCGGUGGGGAACAGUGUGUGAUGAUGACUGGGACAUGAAUGAUGCAGAUGUGGUGUGCAGACAGAUGGGAUGUGGACAGGCUCUCAGUGCCCACAGCAGUGCUGAUUUUGGUAAAGGAUUUGGCCGGAUACUUCUGGAUAAUGUUGGUUGUUCUGGAAGUGAAAGCUCCCUCACAGAGUGCCGUCAUAGUGGAUUUGAAAAACACGACUGUGAUCAUGAUGAAGAUGCUGGUGUUACUUGUUCAGUGCCUCUACCCACUCCUCAAAUCUCUCUCAGUCCCACCAGAGAGAUCUCAUGGGGAGAGAGGGUCGACAUCACCUGCUCUGUAGAAACUCAGUUCACAGGAGGAAGCUUCACUCUGACCAAGAGUUCUGGGUCUUUUAGAGAAACCAAGCAUGGCACCUCGGUCACCUUUAGUUUACCUACAGUGGACUUCACUCAUGAAGGGUCUUACUACUGCCAGUACCAGACACAAACCUCUGGUUAUAAUUCCAGUUCUCCACAGAGCAGCUCUGUGGAUUUUUUGGUUGUAGUAAACUUGCUUCAGCCUAAUAUCUCCUUCAGUGCUUCUGGUGAUUGGUUUCACUGGUGGCUUCAAGAGCAAGAGGUGACCAGAGGCUACAGCUUCUCCAUCAUCUGCUCUACUCAACCACAGUAUCCAGGAGGAUCCUUCCAGCUGAGGUUCAAUAGUGGAUCCAGUAUCACUAAAAUCACCAAGUCUGCUGUUAACCACUCAGCUUCCUUCUUCUUUGGUGAGGCUGAUUAUGUCCAUCAGGGAAACUACAGCUGUGUUUAUGAAGUAACCGUGUCUUCACGCACUUUCAGUUCUAAUAGCACUGAACUCUUGGCCAUCACUGUGAAAGCAUCGCUGCUCCCCAUCACUGGUUUUGCAGCAGCAGCAGCGGGACUGUUGCUUAUAUUAGUGCCGAGCAUCAUUUUCUUCAUGAAGAGAAGUCAACAAAAACAGCAGGUGUCUGGGAAGACAUAUCGUCAACAAUGUACGGAAAAUGAGUAUGCAAUGAAUCUCAUAAAAAACAAUAACGACAAAGAAGAUCCUCACACUGAAGAAGACUCAUUUUCCACUACAGAAAAGGACAGCAUGAUGGAGACCAAGUUAAUCUAAUUGCUAAUGCUCAAAAAUAUCAGAGAAUUGUGUUCAUUCGUAUUGUUAAAUUAUCUCUGAUGUAUACCUAUAUAGUUUGAUUUUUUGUUCCAAAAGCAUUCUUAAUCAUUAUAAUAAGUAUUUUACAUGGCUUAAUUGGCUGGGCUAAACUGCUACUGCCUGAAUGAGUGGGGCCAUUCCGGGGGCUAUUCCAUUUAAAGUAGACUGAAAUCCCUGAAUGUAUUAAUUUCAUUUCCAAAUUGUUAUACUAAUAAAAUCAGUUGUGAUCUUUAA